AUGAGGGGACUGGGAGCGGCAGUGGCUGAGGGGAGUGGGAGCGGCAGUGGUACGUGUUGCAGUUGGUUGAAGGGACUGGGAGCGGCAGUGACUGAGGGGACUGGGCGCGGCAGUGGUACGUGUUGCAGUUGGCUGAGGGGACUGGGAAGGAGAGGGGAAGGGGAAGAUGACAAGAGGGGAGCAGUGUACGUGUGGUACUGGAUGUACGCAAGGUGA
Babesia bigemina is the source of this 216-nucleotide messenger RNA. RefSeq lists its product as hypothetical. NCBI's taxonomy places the organism in Eukaryota, Apicomplexa, Aconoidasida, Piroplasmida, Babesiidae. The record is from RefSeq and is a predicted model, not a curated record. The transcript has 5 exons. The coding region runs from base 1 to 216 and encodes 71 amino acids.